AUGGAGCUCUGUGAUACAUGCAAAGAGGCGAGGCAAGAAUGCACGCAUGAGUGUAUGCUAGCAACACCCUACAUGCGGUCGAACAAACCUGAGAAGUACUCUGACUUGUCUAAGAUGUUUGGGAUGAGAAAUGUAGUGAGAAUUCUCAAGGAAGUUGAUCCUAGCCAGAGCCAAGCUUGUGUGGACUCGCUAUGUUUCGAGGCAGAAGCACAUAUUCGCGAUCCAGUUUAUGGCACCGUUGGUAUAAUACACCUCCUCCAGUGUCGUCUUCAAGACAUUAAACUUAGUUUGGAAAUCUCUAAAAAGGAACUUGUGAAAAUAGGACAUGGACAAAACCAUCAGCCCCCGAAUGGAAGUUCACGUCUUUGA
Molecule: messenger RNA, 369 nt
Organism: Eruca vesicaria subsp. sativa (arugula)
Lineage: Eukaryota; Viridiplantae; Streptophyta; Magnoliopsida; Brassicales; Brassicaceae
Source: the annotation of a GenBank genome assembly